AUGCCGCCCAUCCCAGCAGCUGGGCCCCUUCAACUCACUCUAGGGAUCAUCAAGCCUUCCGUAUGUAGCUCACAGGCCCAAGUGAAAGGUACGUGCUUCCGUCGAGUUGGCGAGGGUUCGUUCCCCCACUUGGGGAAGAACGACGAACCUCCUCAACGUGGGGUCGAUGCUCGCCUUGGGACAUUAGCUGAUCCAAUCUAUGAUGCUCACUACAGAGGUCCUGCAGACGAUCAAACAAAGUGGACUCGAAGUGCGUGCAAGCGAGCCCGCUCCCUCUCGUGCUCCCGCGGAAGCGUCAACGAAUCGAGUUGUGUUGUUCGCAACUCGUCUCUCGGAUCGGAACAGACGGAUCGAACUAUCAUCCUCAACCACAAAGCUGAAAGAUCACCCCCAUCUGACCUCUUCCUUCUCUCUCCUUCAGAUCGUCCGACAAAAACGCAUGUUCUGGAAAACCCAAGAUGCCGAAAAGGUAAUGCAUUAUCCUUCUCAGGUCUAACGGUCUUAGGAUCCCGACUGAUGGUUGCCCUCGCAACCCUUCCUCGUGUUCACUCGCACUUUCCCCCGAAAUUAGUUCUACAGCGAACACGCAGGUACGUCUUCCCCUCCCCGAACCCGCGUCCGCCUGCCGAGCCCAACGGGGGGAAAAAAACCUGACUUAUCGCCUGCUUCCCACCCCACUCCCAUUAGGCCGUUUCUACUUCCCCCGCCUAGUGCGCACCUUUUCCCCCUCUCCCCAUCACUUACCACCCCCGAACCUAACCUCCCCUCCACUUCCCUCCCUUCCCGAUCCCACUCCCCUCUUCCAAAAGGUCCAACACGCCACUUCCUCCCCUCUCCUCACCCUAGCCCUCUACGGACCGUCCUCGAUCCAAACUUGGCGUCAAUUGAUCGGUCCUACGCACGUAUAUAAAGGUCAAUGGACGUCAGUACAGGACGGUCAGAGUGAGGGUGAGAGUGGGUUGGGUUUGAGGGCCAAGUACGGGAUCAGUGAUACGAGGAAUGGGUUCCAUGGUAUGUCUUGAAGAGACGGAUCGCGGUUUUUUAGGGUGAGUUUGCUUGCUCGGUCCGAACGUGUUUACUGAACCUUGGGUGUUUUCUGCCGUGCCGUCUUAGGUUCGGAUAGUGAGGCAAGCGCGAGGAAAGAAUUGGAGCAGGUUUUCGAAGGGUGGGAUAUCGGGUGGUGGUUGAGGCAUAAGGAGGAGGAGAUGAGGAAGGCCAAGUCGAGCUGA
Microbotryum saponariae is the source of this 1229-nucleotide messenger RNA. Lineage: Eukaryota; Fungi; Basidiomycota; Microbotryomycetes; Microbotryales; Microbotryaceae. The record is from the annotation of a GenBank genome assembly.